Messenger RNA from Pelobates cultripes (western spadefoot toad), 694 nucleotides. The record is from the annotation of a GenBank genome assembly. Lineage: Eukaryota; Metazoa; Chordata; Amphibia; Anura; Pelobatidae.
AUGACGGCCCCAUUGCAAAGGUCGUCUUCCUGCUCCUCUGGAAAACUGGAGUAUGAUGCUUCAGACCCAAUUCCAGAGGCCAGGGCAUUAACUACGAAGAUGGAUAAAAGACCCACAAAGGUGGAUGACGUUAGUGCCCCGACCGCCAAAGGCGAUCUUAAACACCUCCUGCAUGAACUGCGCACAAUGUUCCAAACAGACUGCGCACUGAUACAGGAGGACAUGCAUACCCUCUCCGGUCACAUGAAGUCUAUGGAGGAUGAAUCGGUGAUGGCCCAUCAGAGCCAACUUAACACUGCCAUACUCACCCAGCAACUUACACAGUAACAUGUAACACCGUGUGGCAGCCUGAAAGAUACCUUGCGUUGGCAAAACCUGAAGAUCAGAGGUGAGCAGCGACAUUGGCACUGAAGAAUUGCCUCAGUACACCCGACCCUUAUUCUCCUCUCUACUGCUAUCUAAGCAGGUGAAAUCUGUGCUAAAUGAAGGGUUGUUCCGAGUGUGCCAUCUCCGCGGUUACAUGACAGCUCCUCUGGAAGACGUGAUUGUGGCAUUCCGAUUAAUUGCCAACAAACGGGCAGCGCUAUCUGCCAUUCGAGAAAGACAACCGCUGGACUUUGAAGGCUCUAAACUGUCUUUUUACGAGGAUCUCAACAGUGCGCUCUCACAUGGAGAGCAUCCCUCCGUCCCAUGA